Molecule: messenger RNA, 916 nt
Organism: Gigantopelta aegis
Lineage: Eukaryota; Metazoa; Mollusca; Gastropoda; Neomphalida; Peltospiridae
Product: lithostathine-1-like
Exons: 7
Coding region: 89-877 (262 amino acids)
Molecular function (GO): signaling receptor activity
Source: RefSeq, a predicted model, not a curated record
AAUAUUGACCGUAAUAUAAUUAUAUUCGUAAGUUGAUACCAUAUUAUAAAUACAUAUCAGAAUACUACAUACUUCGUGAGUUUAUGAAAUGCAUUUAAAAGGAUUUCUCUUGAUUACUGUGUGUACUUUAGCCAGUGGUCAGCUCACAAAUCCUGAAACAGACGACACGAAAUGUCUGCAGUGUGCUGAUGUGGACAACCCGACUCGCUGCAUUUCUGCAGGAUGGUGCGGCAAGAACGAGGUGUGCUACACCCGGGAAUUCGUAGACCAUCUAGGACGACAAGCUUUCAGCAUGGGCUGUGAAAGCAAAAGUAGGUGUCAGCUGUACAUGGCUGUGAGAAAUAUCAUCGGAAGACGACGGAAGGAGCCGAGCAGUUGUUACGAGUGUUGUGCCACGUCCGAGUGUAACAGCGGUCUCUGUAGAGACGUUAUUGGCGAACAUGGAUCUACGCCACUUCCAAUUGCGUGUCCUCAGAGUUUUCUUCACGGACCAAAUUCGUGCUACUACAUUGCAAACUGGACGGAGAGCUGGCAGAAAGCUCGGAACAUAUGUUCUCAGCUCGGCGGAGAUUUGGUGUCCGUUAACGACAAGAUAGAGAAAGAUUUUAUAGUUGGUCUUCUCAAGCCUUUUGAAGCCCAACGCAAACCUGCGGCUUUUUGGACGGGUGGUUUCUACGUGGCCGUUCAACACGAGUGGACGUGGGUGGACCACACAGCGACGACGUACACGGGGUGGGCGACAGGGCAGCCGCACACCACCUCCUACUACAUCGCCAUGAUGAAUCCGGCCAACAACCCCGUCUACAAGGACUGGGCCUGGGCGACACAAAGUCCAAAUUCGGCUUUUGGCUUCAUCUGUGAAAGUCCGUAUGUGUAGUGCGUAGUUCUCGAUGUAUACAGUCAUAUCACAGAUAAA